AUGGUUUUGGUUUCAACGGCGACUCUGUUCGGCGCAUUUGCUUCUGCAAUGGCGAUGCGCUUCUUCUUCAACCCUAAGAAACAUCUCUUCUCGACAAUCAAUUCGGAGUCAAACGGCGUCGUUGGGAGGAAAAAUUCUACUCAAAGCCCCUUCGAUCCUUCCAAACGCAAAGGGUAUUUAUCAUGGGAUGACUAUUUCAUGGCAAUCGCAUUUCUAUCUGCUGAGCGGUCCAAGGAUCCUAACAGGCAGGUAGGUGCAUGCUUGGUGAGUCAAAAUGGAAUAAUCCUUGGCAUCGGCUACAAUGGAUUCCCACGUGGUUGUUCAGAUGACAAGCUUCCCUGGUCGAAGAAAUCCAAGAAUGGGGACCCUUUGGAGACAAAGUAUCCUUAUGUUUGCCAUGCUGAAGUUAAUGCUAUCCUGAACACAAAUCAUGCAUCUGCAGCAGGGCAGUCAGGUGUUUCUGAAGUUAUCUAUUUUGUAGAGAAGAGAUUGGGCAAUUCAGAAGCUGCCUAUGCCGCUUCUCACAAACUUCUAUCAAUGGCAGGUGUAAAAGUUAGGAAACAUCAGCCACAGAUGAGUCAGAUUCUAAUCAAGUUCGAGGGGCCCUAGAAGUUCCAUCAUGAUAUGAAUUUUUCAGUCUGUUGUAAGGUAAUAUUUUUAUAUAAUCUACAAACUCAACCACC
Molecule: messenger RNA, 683 nt
Organism: Ilex paraguariensis (yerba mate)
Lineage: Eukaryota; Viridiplantae; Streptophyta; Magnoliopsida; Aquifoliales; Aquifoliaceae
Source: the annotation of a GenBank genome assembly